Molecule: messenger RNA, 1701 nt
Organism: Helianthus annuus (common sunflower)
Lineage: Eukaryota; Viridiplantae; Streptophyta; Magnoliopsida; Asterales; Asteraceae
Product: tobamovirus multiplication protein 1
Exons: 13
Coding region: 721-1560 (279 amino acids)
Cellular component (GO): plant-type vacuole membrane
Source: RefSeq, a predicted model, not a curated record
CAAAUCAUUCAUUCAAUUCAACCACACUACAAUAAUGAACCUUACGAAAACAGAUUGAUGCCUGCAACACUACAUAAAUUAAACAUAUUUUGAUUGCCGUACAUAAAUCUCCCCCUACUUCAACAAGACCGACCUUGAAUCGGUUGAAGUUAAAGCCACCAUCAGGAACAACAUCACCGACCACAAAAUUUUUACAAACAAUUUUACCGUUCACAGUCUCAGACAGCAACACCGGGCCGACAAAAGCGGCAACCACCAUUACUCUGCCACCUCCUCACCUACCGUCACACCCCUGUUAAACCAUAAUCACCACCUCCAAAAAUCCAUCGGACCCUUCAUCACCUCCGAUGCUCCCCACAACCACCAUUGAAACUUUUUUGAAACAUCUCUUAUAUCGUGACUGACUUUCUGACCCUUCCGAUAACCUCACCAAUGAGCAUCUCCCACCACCACUGAACUGCCACAUCCAUCAUCUUUUCCGGUCACCUUUAGUUCUCCAAUCACCUUUAGUUCUCUGCCGCGCAGAACCACCGCCACUGCCGUCACUCGACCCACCACCGAGUUGAGGUUGAAGAUGAAGUGUGAUGGUAAGGGCAAGUAGACCGUUGACAUAGAAGAAGAAGAAACAGGAUUGGAAUUCCAAAAGUGUGUGUUUGUCGGUUGUCCGUGAAAGAGAAAUCAGUGUGUUUGUAGUUGGAUCAACCAAUAGGCCCGUCUUCGAUGAAGAUCAAUGUGUGGUCAUCGUCAAGUUGGUGGCAAGAAAUAGACGGAUCGAAGAAUUGGCAGGAUGGAAUCUUCCUCACUCUCUGUGGUUUUUAUGCCCUCGUAUCCGCCAUAGCUCUUAUUCAGUUAAUAAGGAUUCAAAUCAGAGUGCCUGAAUACGGUUGGACAACACAGAAGGCUUUCCACCUCAUGCAUUUCAUCGUGUAUGGAGUGCGUGCGGCUGUGUUUGGAUUUCAUAUUCAAGUGUUACAUUUGCAUCCCAAGGUUUGCGUCUGGGUGCUUCUAGAGGUUCCGGGACUACUUUUUUUCUCAACGUAUACUCUCCUUGUCCAAUACUGGGCUGAGAUAUAUCAUCAGGCUAGAAGUUGGCCUACAGAUAAACUGAGGACGACUUACGUGUGUGUUAAUGUGGGAGUUUAUGUCAUACAGGCUUGUAUCUGGAUAUAUCUCUGGGUAGAUGACAGCAGCUCGAUUCGUUAUGCGGGAAAGCUAUUUAUUGCAGUUGUGUCAUUCGUGGCAGCAGUGGGAUUCUUAUCAUAUGGAGGAAGAUUAUAUAACAUGCUGCGAGGUUUCCCUAUAGACUCUAAAGGGAGAAGGAACAAACUUCAUGAGGUUGGAUCCGUGACAACAAUAUGUUGUACCUUUUUCAUUGCAAGAUGCUUUGUGAAUGUUUUAUCAGCUUCUAAUUCAGAGGUGUCAUUAGAUGCUCUUGGUCAUCCUGUUCUUAACUUGAUCUUUUACAUGCUAACGGAGAUCCUCCCUUCGGCUAUGGUGCUGUUCAUUCUAAGAAAGCUGCCACCCAAGAGAGUUUCGGCACAGUCUAAGCGAGAUCAUUAGGCACGAGAAUCUUUGUUUAUUCCAUGGACAUGGAAACAUAAGUUAUUUGGAUUGUUUUUGUUUGGUAUACAUGUUAUUGUAAUUUUCUCUUGGUGUAGAACAUUAUUUUUUUUAAACAAAUUUGUACACUUCUAUAGUAAA